Molecule: messenger RNA, 642 nt
Organism: Asparagus officinalis (garden asparagus)
Lineage: Eukaryota; Viridiplantae; Streptophyta; Magnoliopsida; Asparagales; Asparagaceae
Exons: 3
Coding region: 1-642 (213 amino acids)
Source: RefSeq, a predicted model, not a curated record
AUGCAGACAGUUUGUCAAAGUAAGGAACAUGGAGGUCUAGGGGUAUUCUCUGCUAAAGCCUGGAAUACUGCAGCUUCUAUGAAGCUUAUUUGGAUGAUACACUUCAAGAAAGAUUUGUUAUGGAUUAAGUGGGUACAUGGCAGCUAUCUUAGACAAUCUGACAUAUGGCAAGUUCAAUCCAAAGCAAAUGAUUCUUGGAUGUGGAAACAGAUUCUUAAAAUGAGAGAUAAGGUGAUAUUCAAAUUUGGAAGUGCCUCUAAUGUUCAAAAUAUAAUUGCCAGGAGCUGCUCUGGAGGUAAUGUCCAGUUAUCUACUAUCUACAAUGAUCUCAUUAAUCAGAAUGCACAGCAAAAUGCAUGUGUUCUGCGCACAUUUCAGCAACAAGAAACCUGUAAGCAUCUUUUUUUUGAAUGUGCAUUCUCAGCUGAUCUCUGGAACAGAGUUAUGGAGUGGAUGAAUUACAAAUGGAAAUCUUGCAAUUGGGAUAGGAUUAUUGAAUGGUAUAGUACAAGAUUGAAGGGAAAGGGUUUUAUGAAGAAAGUUAAAAGAAUGGCACUAACUGUGUCAGUCUAUGCCAUUGGGAAGGAAAGAAAUCAAAGAAUUUUUCGGCAUGAAGCUCAAGACCCUGUUUUUGUGUUUUGA